GGACGAAAUAGGCACUUUGGUAAAAGACAAUUAAAGGGUUUCUGUUUGGAAAUUGGAACCACAGUGACCGCAGUGCGCUCCUUCCGUGUGAUAACUGCUCGUCUCCGAACAUCUCCGGCACGGCGGCGCUAUAUUUUCCGGCAACCUUAAGCUAAUCAUGGAAGCUCAAUUCUUUCGGUUUCUCAAGAUUGUUGGUGUCGGUUUCAAAGCCAGAGCCGAAUCAGAAGGGCGCUUAUUGUUUCUAAAGCUGGGGUACAGUCACGAGGUGGAACUAAGCGUUCCUCCGGCUGUUCGAGUAUUUUGUUUCAAACCCAAUGUUAUUUGUUGCACCGGAAUAGAUAAGCAAAGGGUGCACCAGUUUGCUGCCGCAGUUCGUAGCUGCAAGCCCCCGGAGGUUUACAAAGGCAAAGGUAUCAUGUAUGUUGAUGAGGUUAUUAAGAAAAAACAGGGAAAGAAAUCAAAGUAAGUGUUUCUGUCGUUAUUUGGUUGCGGUUUUCUCAAGAAUUAGGUUUAACUUUUUGAAUCCGUUUUUGUUCAUGUAACCUGAUCUUUGCUCUUGAGGCCAUAAUGCCGAUUUUAGACAAAUUCAAAGUUAAUAAUCGAGCAUUUGUACUUCAUGUCUUUUGUUAAGUGUUCUUUGUAGUUUUA
Molecule: messenger RNA, 648 nt
Organism: Helianthus annuus (common sunflower)
Lineage: Eukaryota; Viridiplantae; Streptophyta; Magnoliopsida; Asterales; Asteraceae
Product: 60S ribosomal protein L6, mitochondrial
Exons: 2
Coding region: 158-466 (102 amino acids)
Biological process (GO): translation
Cellular component (GO): ribosome
Molecular function (GO): rRNA binding; structural constituent of ribosome
Source: RefSeq, a predicted model, not a curated record